AACACGGGGACAGACUUCCUCGGCUCCAGAGCUGUCGGGAACGUGGGACAAUUUCUUUAAGAGUUUCCUUGGCAGGCAGCGCGCCUGACGUCAGCCCAGGGAGUGGAGAGGGAGGGAGAGAGAGAGAGAGGGAGGGGAGUUCAGCAUUGCCGAGGGAGACGCCAGAUUAUUUGUGCUGGAGCCGUGCUGCCGAAGAGGAGCUGAACGCCGGCUGUGGACACAGCAAUGCGCGCAGGACGCCCGAGACCAGACCGGAGCCUCGUCCGCUGAGUCGGGAGAGUGCGUGUCCGUGUCGUGAAAGUGGGAGACGCGACGCGCUGGUGGUGUUUAUCCACCUCCGGCCACAACCGCGGUGCCUCCAGCUCAGGUAGAGGUGGGAGCCGGAAGAACUCGCCAGUCAGGUUGAGCUGUUUGCGCUCCGGGCUCCCGGCGGCGCUUGAGCUUUGUUUUCUUGCGAGCGGAGGGAGGGAGGGAGGACAGCCAGCCCCGGACAGCCAACACCCCCCCGCCCCGGGCCGGGACAUCGCCAACAGGUCCCCGUCGCGCGUGAGAGCCGAGGACUCCAGCGGCCGGAGCCAUGGUGCCCGAGACCAGGAAGAAGGUCUUCAUCCUCGUGGAUGUGCUGUGCGUGGUGGCGGCCUCUCUGCCCUUCGUGAUCAUGACCAUCGUCUUCAGGCCCUUCCAGCGCGGCAUCUACUGCGACGAUGAGAGCAUCAAGUACCCCUUCAAGCCUGACACCAUCACACACGGCCUGCUGGCGGCAGUCACCAUCUCCUGCACCGUCAUCAUCAUCUCGUCAGGUGAGGCGUACCUGGUCUACACCAAGAAGAUCCACUCCAACUCGGACUUCAACCAGUACCUGUCGGCGCUCUACAAGGUCGUGGGCACCUUCCUGUUCGGGGCAGCUGUCAGCCAGUCUCUCACCGAGCUGGCCAAGUUCACCAUUGGCAGGCUGCGCCCCAACUUCCUGGCCGUGUGUGCCCCCAAAGUCUGCAAUGGGUACAUGCCUGAGAUCAACUGCACUGGGAAUCAUCACAAUGUCACUGAGUCCAGGCUGUCGUUCUAUUCGGGUCACUCCUCGUUUGGGAUGUACUGCAUGCUCUUCCUGGCGCUCUAUGUCCAGGCCCGGCUGGUGGCCAAGUGGGCCCGUCUGCUGCGCCCCACGAUCCAGUUCUUCCUGAUCGCGUUUGCGGUGUACGUGGGGUACACGCGCGUCUCCGACUACAAGCACCACUGGAGCGACGUGCUGGUGGGCCUCCUGCAGGGGGCGCUCAUCGCCAUUCUCAUUGUGCGCUACGUGUCCGAUUUCUUCAAGGUGCGCCCCCCAAGGUGUCCCCACGUGGAGACGGCCGAAAGCGAGGUUCUGGAGCGGAAGCCCAGCCUGCAGGUCGUGGACUCGGACCAGAACCACUACUCCUACCCUCUGUGAGGCCCCGGGUCGCACCCUUCAACAUGACCCCCCCCGAUCUGUCGGCAGGCAGGGAGCCCGCGCCGCCCACACCCCCCUCCCUUAGCCCGUCGUGCACCUGCUGGGACGCACCCCCAGUUCCGAGGGGGUCCCCAGCUGGACUCUGGCUCUGCUCAUCACUGCUGCUGCGGUCCCGCCUGGUUCUGACUCUGCUUCUGUCACGGCUUCUGGCUUCAGGGUCCAGUCUGUGCUGGGAGUUGAGUUGUGUUUUUUAAAAAGCCAGACGCCAGGUCAUCAACAGGAACCAUGGACAGAAACCAAAGAAGAAGACUCCCUGUCCCAAGCCCACAUCAAGGACACGGCCCGGAAUGAGACAGUGUUCAAGACGGAGGUGGCGUUGGGCUGGACCCAGAGCCUGCUGGGCGUGAAGGGGUGGGUGCGUGCCGAGACGGGUGCCCAGCGCGCGCGUGGCCGUACUGCCCCGCAUGCUGGUCCCUCCACUCCUGCAUGGUCCUGGAGAGCCCCUGGCCUGGUCUGCCAUCGGUCCGCUCAGCUAGCGCGUUAUUAAUUAUUGAUUUGCACCUGAAGGUGACCGAAAUUCAAAUUUUAACUGCAAAAUGAUCUUUAGAUUACUUAGUAAAGAAUUAGUAACCAAUGAUCUGCUUAACUGAUGACAGUAGUUCUGGAAUGGUUUCGAAAUGGCUGAUGGGAUGGUGAUCUUUAGAAUCCGGGGGACUGGGGCUCCCCGGGCUCCCCAGGACCAGUUCUGGAGACCACUUGUGUUGGAGCGUCUUGCCACCUGGGAGAGCUGGGAAAGGUGCCCAUGCGCAAGUGCAGGUUCUUGGCAUCUGUGCCAGGCUGCUGUGGGAAACCAGGCUAAUUCUUACCCAGCAGGAACCUCGGAAAAUAUUACUACCAUGUCCUCAUUCCCGGAGAAACUGGAAGUUUGUUGUUCCUGAGGGGAGAAACUGAACUUGCUGUGUGAAACGAAAAGCACAAAGGACACUUUUCUCCUGACGGUUCAGAAUGAACUCCCAGGUGAAAAGAGGGAAUUCUGGGCAAAACCCACUCUGUGGAGAGAGUGCAGAAAUGAUGAAUAUUAAUGAGCGCAGUGCAGAAUAUUCCCUGGUCCCACAUUUCCGUGUGCUGUCCAGCUAACCCGACCCCUGACCUGUCCUGGCAGUGCAAGCUAGGAUACUAUAAGCCAUUUUCCAUUGGGAAAAGUGACCCGGAAUUAGGAGCAAAACAGGGAUGAAGUCCUCCCUGAGUGCUUUCUCUCGCUCUCUCCCUGACUCGCCCAGGAUCGCUGGUGACUUUCAUCUUGAGCUGCUGUCCUGUGCAGCCUGAUGUUACUCAUCGGAGAAGAGGUUGAGUCAUUUCAUUUCACCCGGGCCAGUGUUGCUGGUGCACCCUGGUGCUUUUUGUGUGUAACACGGGGACAGAGUGAACAGUUUUAAGAGGCAGUGUGUUAAGGGAACACAAUAUGGAUUUUCUGGUUUUUAUUUUUUAGCACUAGGGGGAACCAUUUUCAUGAGUCUGAGAAUUUUCUAUUCAGUGUGAGACCGGGUAGGUCAUAAUAACAAUGCCUGGAAAAACUUUGUUCAUUUUUUUUUUUUGCUAUUAGAAAUGGGCCAAAGAACUGAACAAAACUAAUGCUAGUAAAUAUCUCAUUGUCAUUGUCGUACACUACUGUACAGGCCACUAUCGCCGCCCUGCUGGCCACUACGAGAAGUGCAAUUAUGCGCAAAUGUGUGUAAUUCUAAUUGUGAAUUUACAAUUAAGUGUACAUAUGUAUGUAUAUGUGCUGUGUAUAAGCAUAUACCUGUAUUCUUUUUUAAUGCUCUGUGUUUGUGUGAGAGCGUAUGCAGAAAGAGGCUUUCUCCACGUGCUGCUUGGAAUGUAACAGUUUUCUUCACGGCUCCAGAGUUUCAGAAGUUUCUCCUGUCCAGCUGGGUUUCUUCCUCAGCCGUUAUUCUGCCAGAGGAAGAGUUACCUCUCGCUCCACCCCUGCGGUCAGCAGAAGUCUCUUUUUAUUGCUCUUUGAUUAUUGUUUUUUUCUUGUGUUGUACACAAAUUGUUUCCCAGACAGUCUAAGGGACAUGUAGAAGAUUGUGUGUGUGUGUCCAUGUUUCUUAUUGGCUUGCCUGGAAUAGUGCCACCUACGGGCGUGACCAGGGUGUUUUUAGGAGGCUUCAGGACGAAGAGCUGGACUUUUUUACGAGUGUUUUUCCUGCGUGUUUUGAUGCGCCUGCACGCCACCGCUGGGCUGGGACUGGCUCCCUUCAGAAGAGACCUUCCAGGGCAGGCUGCAGCGCAGCUUGUCCGGCCGAGGAAAGGCCGGAGCGUCGCCGGACACCGGGAAGCAGGAUGCUGUUAAAAGGGACCGUUGUCAUGGCGAUCGCCUGCAGCUGCUUGCUCUGCACAGGGGCACCUGUGUUUCUGCAAGUCCCACUGGUGUGCAGGAGUCCCACUGCAUCACCGCUGCCAACAGAACCACUGGUUUGUUUGUGAACGGGAUAGGGGGUGACGUGUUUGUGUUCUUAAAGAUUGAAACUUAUUAAAAAGAAAAGCGUG
Messenger RNA from Lepisosteus oculatus (spotted gar), 3982 nucleotides. RefSeq names its product phospholipid phosphatase 2. Gene Ontology annotation, cellular component: plasma membrane. The record is from RefSeq and is a predicted model, not a curated record. Gene Ontology annotation, biological process: signal transduction; phospholipid metabolic process; phospholipid dephosphorylation. NCBI's taxonomy places the organism in Eukaryota, Metazoa, Chordata, Actinopteri, Semionotiformes, Lepisosteidae. Gene Ontology annotation, molecular function: phosphatidate phosphatase activity.